Pelagomonas calceolata is the source of this 1008-nucleotide messenger RNA. The record is from the annotation of a GenBank genome assembly. NCBI's taxonomy places the organism in Eukaryota, Pelagophyceae, Pelagomonadales, Pelagomonadaceae.
GCCGGGGCAAAGUAGCUACGAGCAGCCGCACGCGUCACGCCAGGACUCGUCAGACUCAUUUGAUCACUGCACCGUGCCCGGCUCGACUCGUCAGGCGCAGCAGCACUGCUCCUGUAUCACUGCACCGUGCCCGGCGCGAGCUCUGGCAAAGCAAUGACCGAUUACAAGAAGUGGGACCACCUCGACGUCUCCGACGACGACGACGGCGAGGACGCAGAGGACAUCAAACGGCGCCACGCCGACGCCGUCGACGCGAAGCGCCGCGACGACCUGCGCACGGACGUCGAAAAAGCGAUCUCGCGCCGCGCGCCGAAUGCUGACGCUGCAGUGGUGGCGGCGUUCGUCUCGCAGCAGACGAAGGGCGCGGACGCUUUGGACAAUCGGGCGCGGCACGUCCACGUCAUCGAGGCACUGGCGCACCGGCCCGCUUUGCAGGAGGAGGCGACGACCCGCGCGCUGUGCCGGCUCGCGCGGGAAGCGGCCGACACGGGCGACGUGGCCAAGGGGAAACUCUACCUCGAGGCGCUCAACACGCUGGAGGCGUGCCGCCGCUUUGGCGGGGCGCUUUCACUCUUCGAGCGCAUCUGCGCGCCGGCCGACGAGGCGUCCAAGGAGCUGCGGCGGCUCUACUGCAAGGGCGCCUUCGGCGAGCUGCGGCUGAAGCGCUUCGUGUUCGAGCGCGUCGGCGAGGACCCGCAGAUGGCGGCGGCGCUCGAUAGACACGAGCGCGAGGUGCUGGCUAAAGUGCUGCCGCCGCCGCCGCCGCCGCCGCGACCACCGUCGGGGACGCGCUGGCUGUGGUGGCUCUGCGCGGGCGCUGGUAUUGCCGCCGCGUCCUCGCGCGUCUUUGCGCCGCGCGCGGCCGCGCCGCCUCCUCCGGACCUGCAGGCCGAGGAGGAGGCUGAGCUUCUCCGGCAAAUCGACGAGGACCAGAAACGCGUCGACGAGGCGCGGCGGCGGCUCGAGAGUAUGCGGAAACGCGGGAGGUGACAAGUAAGAAUUAAGCUA